UGGAUUUUGUUCGCGUGGAGUCGUUUCCGGAGACAUUUCAGUGCUGAUGAAGCAGACAUAAAAUAAUAAAUUAAUUAAAGUAUUUAAUUCGGGCGAUAAAGGAACAGCAAUUAUCUUUCAGUGCAUACAAUAUUUUGUUUGAUAUUUUUGGGGGGAUCAGCACUGCGUUACGAAAUGAUCCCAACGAAACGCUUGCUAGCGUAGCUAUGUCCUCAAAAGCCGCUGCAAAGCAAUGUUGUUGCUAGCUAACGACGUUACGAGAGGGACCAUAGCUAACGUAACUCGAUAGCUAGUUUUCUCCUCGCCAUCAUAUUUACGUUGACUUUUCCGUUACAUCCAACGCCUCUGCAGUAGCAUUAUGGUGUGCUGUGUCAAUGGGCAUUUGUUUUGUAACUAUCUAGUUUACUAUACAUAGAAAACGUUGUUUAGUUUAAUAACUUUUCAAAACCAACUACUCCGAGUUCGGCUAACUAGCCAAUGUUAAUGUUAGCUUCUAACUCACGACAUUGUUCAACGCAAAGACCGCUACGAAACCCUACUAUCAACGCAAGGCUUUCUUCCAGUUUCGUUUGUACUACGUUAACUUGACAAGCUUGCUAGUUGUCUGGAAUACGAUGGCUUCUUCGUCGGGAAACGAUGACGACCUCACCAUUCCCAGGGCAGCUAUCAACAAAAUGAUCAAAGAAACUUUGCCCAACGUACGGGUUGCCAACGAUGCGAGAGAACUUGUUGUGAACUGUUGCACAGAGUUCAUACAUCUAAUUUCAUCAGAGGCGAAUGAAAUAUGUAACAAGUCUGAAAAGAAGACUAUAUCUCCUGAACAUGUUAUUAAUGCACUUGAAAGCCUGGGUUUUGCGUCGUACAUCACAGAGGUGAAGGAUGUCUUGCAGGAAUGUAAAACUGUAGCACUUAAGAGGAGAAAGGCCAGCUCUCGCCUGGAAAACCUGGGUAUACCAGAGGAAGAGCUCCUUAGACAACAACAGGAACUCUUUGCUAAGGCACGGCAACAGCAAGCAGAGCUAGCCCAGCAGGAGUGGCUCCAGAUGCAGCAGGCUGCCCAGCAGGCCCAGUUGGCUGCAGCAUCUGCCAGUGCUGGACAGCAGGCUGGCUCCUCACUGGAUGAGGAUGACGAGGAUGACAUGUGAUGAUGAUGACCCCUGGGGCCUGGAAUUUGGGCAACAACAAGAAGGCAGGGUCAUCUUCAUAAGGGCACACCGUAGCAAAACAUUUUGCAAUGGAUACUGAAAGCAGGCAUUUCUUAUUGGAUCACUACAGAUAGUAGGCUACCACCCUGUUCCGGGCUGUUUUCUCCCUGUUUGAACACAACCUAGGCCAUAUCCCUUUUCUUUGGACAGUGUCAGCAAGCAGCCCUCUCUCUUCCAACGCUCUCAUUGGUAGAGAUCUGAGCUAUGUAGAAGCAUAAUGUGCGUAAUCCCACCAGUCAAGUAUCAGGCGUACAUGUUGUUAUGGACAGUUUCAAGCUAUAUAGAUAGACAUAUUUUUUUUGAAUUUGACAGUAGUAUCUGAAAAUGCACUUAUUUGGAUAAAGAUGCAUUUUCAAGCAUUACCUCCACUCAGCUGAAAUUUUAUGUUAACUCUGUCAUGGAAUUGUCAUGUGCUGUGUGAUCUGGAGAUUGUUGGAUGCAAGGUAGAAUGGAACAUGCUGAAGGUAGAAAGUGUAUUGGAAAAAAAGUAUCAUGGUUUUGGCUAUGUUGAGAAAAGAACAUUAGUACAGUUCGGGUACUGCUCCUUUAGAUUGUUUCUACUAGAUUAUUUGGGGGGUUCAGGAGAACAGCUCCUCACUCUUUGCCAAAGGUGGGCUUUACUUAAUUCCUCCUACCCAUUUGUGGUCCUUUUUUGGUAGUAGUUUUGACAUAAAUAGUUCCUUACCCCCUUCUUUGUAUGUUUGUUUAACAGGACGGAUGUGUCUAAAACAGCACCCUAUGUCCUAUAUAGUGCAUUACAUUUGACCAGAACCCCAUAGGCCCUGGUCAAGUAUUGCACUAUAAUGGGAAUAGGGUGCCAUUUAGAACCCCAUAGGCCCUGGUCAAGCAUUGCACUAUAAUGGGAAUAGGGUGCCAUUUGGGAUGCACACAAUAUUUCUGAAACACUUAGGGGGGUUGUGAAUAUGUAUUUGAUUUGUAAAAUUGGGUUUGAAAAUGCUUUUUAUUUUAGCUCAGUCGUUAUCAAAGUAGGUUGAUGCUUUUUUUCUUAUGUUCACCUACAGUAUUGCUAAUUGAUUAGCUACUCAUUUCAGAAUAUUUUUGACUCAUAGAACCAAAUAUAUAGGCUGCAUCCCAAAUGGCACCCUCUUUCCUAUGUAGUGCAAUACUUUUUUUACCAGAACCCAAGUGGCCUUGGUCAUAGUGCACUAUAUAUGGAAUAGGGUGCAAUGUGGGACACAACUUAACAACCCUGAGCAUAUGAGAUGAGGCCAAGGUGUAUGUUCCAUGUGUAGAACAGAGACUUGGGUGCAGUGUGCACUCAGGUUACUGUUCACAAUGCUGAUGGUAACUUUCACUUUGUAAAAAUGCUUUAUCUUGGCAUAAUCUGUUUUUGUUUGCAUCCCAAAUGCCAGCCUAUUUCCUUUAGUGCAUAUGAAUACUUUAGUUCUAGUCAAAAGUAGUGCACCAUGUAGGGAAUAGGGUGCCAUUUGGGGUGUACCCUUUUUUUCCAGUGUGGAAGGAAAAAGUUGCAUUGUGAAUGUGUGGUGAAUUGUUUAAAAAUGUAAAGAUUGGUAACCUCUAGGUGUGAUACACAUUCACAUGCCUUCUAUAAAGUUGUAUUCUUUAAGCAAUAAAGUUAACAUGUUUUAUAGAGACCAA
Messenger RNA from Oncorhynchus nerka (sockeye salmon), 2825 nucleotides. Its product is annotated as protein Dr1-like. The transcript is spliced from 3 exons. Bases 615 to 1145 code for a protein of 176 amino acids. The record is from RefSeq and is a predicted model, not a curated record. Lineage: Eukaryota; Metazoa; Chordata; Actinopteri; Salmoniformes; Salmonidae. Gene Ontology annotation, molecular function: RNA polymerase II general transcription initiation factor activity; protein heterodimerization activity; TBP-class protein binding. Gene Ontology annotation, cellular component: negative cofactor 2 complex. Gene Ontology annotation, biological process: negative regulation of transcription by RNA polymerase II; RNA polymerase II preinitiation complex assembly.